AUGGAUGACAUCCGGUCCGGGAAGGUCUGGGGAGGCUGGCAACUUGUCAACCUGAAGCCCAAGCUUUGGAAUACCAUCAGCACCAAUUACCAUCUCGGUUUCACAUCCUUCGGAGGCCCCCCAGUGCAUUUCAAGAUCUAUCAGGAGCUCUUCAGUAUCUGCCAAGCUUUCUCUGGCCCUGGCAGCACCAAGAUGCACUUCUGCAUUAACCAAAUUCAUGAUGGUUUUCUCCCUGCUUUACUAAGCUUCUUCAUCACGAGCUUGCCCGGGGCCCUGGGAAUGUAUGGCCUCCCUAUCGGCGUCUCCAAUAUUGGGGACACUCUCCCUGGACCCGCUUACGCACUCCUCUCCGAGCUCAACGCCUCAUCUGUGGGUAUUAUCGCAGUUGCUGCCGUUCAAUUGUCAGAGAAGGCCAUCACCGACAAGAUAACUCGAAUACUCGUCUUGCUUGGAGUCGACUUGGUGAAAACCCCCACAAAACGGCUCAGAGUACAAGAGCCGGAGUCUGUCGAGCUUUCGCAACCACAAUCCGCCGAGCGGGACGAUAAUGCCACCACCACUGCUGCCUCUUUCGGCACUGCUAGGGAACUAAAUGAUGCGGUGGUCUGCGUGAGCCGAGAAAAUAAUGCGCAGACUCUUCCAGUCGCUGAGAACUCACGUCCAGAGGUCGAAUCAGAAGCGCGCGUUGUCCCAUCAGAACGAUCCCUCAAAUUUACCUGGCCCUUUGGCCUUAGCAUUAUAGUCUUCUUUCUCAUCACGUUUAUUGUGAUAUCUUCCACCAGGAAGCUCGCAAGUCACCAAGAGAUUGUGAUCGAAAUGGUAACGUCCUUACGUAAUUCUUUGGCCGAAUGCUCAACUGCUUCUUGA
Truncatella angustata is the source of this 867-nucleotide messenger RNA. RefSeq lists its product as uncharacterized. The record is from RefSeq and is a predicted model, not a curated record. Bases 1 to 867 code for a protein of 288 amino acids. Gene Ontology annotation, molecular function: chromate transmembrane transporter activity. Lineage: Eukaryota; Fungi; Ascomycota; Sordariomycetes; Amphisphaeriales; Sporocadaceae. Gene Ontology annotation, biological process: chromate transport. The transcript is spliced from 5 exons.